AUGGACGAGGAGGAGAACCCCAACGAUGGCCCUGGGCUCAUCAAACUGGACAUGAAGCAGUUUGGCUCGGGCACCAUGGAGGAUCCGUUGCGCCAUGCGGUGGCCAUGCGCACCGCGCAGGACCAGUACAAGAUGCAGAUGUGGAACAGCUUUCCCCCGCUAUUCCAGAACACCAUCUUUCACGGCGAGCAGGACCUGAGCAUCGCGGCGCUGCGCAAGGCCUCGCUCGCCGAGCGCUUGGCAAGGGCCAAGGAGCUCAAGGAGGAGGGCAACAGCCUGCUGAAGUCCAGGAGCUCGAAUGCUGAGAAGCCUGUGGAGGAAUCUCCGGAGCUGUCCCAGGAAAUUGAGCGGGUGGAGGCGGCUAUUUGGGAGAAGGAGAGGGAGCUGAAGGAGCUCCGGCAACAGUUGGCGUCCUUGAAGGCACAAGUGAAGCCAAAGCAGGUGCCGCAGGAGAUUUCGGAGGACUCCGAGCGUCAGGCUUUGGAAGAGGCGGUGCGCCGCUAUGAGAAAGCGGCGGGAUUGCUCAGAUAUGUCGAGUGCAUCCGACCCGACUGGAAAAACGAUGACGGCUCCUACAAGGGCAUCGAGGAUGAGUGGCUGAGGGUGGUGGAUUUGAAAGACCUCGAGGAGCCCGCGGAAGCCAAGGAGUUGGUGUCCUCCUGCUAUUUGAACAUUGCCUUAGCCUCACAGAAGCUCGAAAAGUUCGAUGACAUGAAGAAGGCGUGCGACGAAGUGCUGGGCAAGGUCAAUCCUUCCAGCGCGAAGGCGCUGUACCGCCGCGCUUGCGCACGGAUGGCCCCGGCCUCGGCCGUGGAUGCGGACCGAGACGCCGCGAUACAGGACCUGGUAGCGGCGGCCAAGCUUGCGCCGCAGGACAAGGAGGUGCGAAGCUUGCUGAACAGACUGCGGGACGAGAAGAAGAAGCAGGAGUUGGAGAAGCGGAGCACCUUCGGAGGCCUCUUCCAACGAGGUGAAGUGGUCAAAGAGGUGAAGGAGACGAAUCCGAAGGCUGAGCCAAGUAACUGGGACUUGAACGACCCCAAGGUACAAGAGUUCUUGGACAUCCGACCAGGCUCGCAUGUAAGCAAGACACGGCCCAAGACGGGCAGGUGUACAAAGACCCGCAGCGACCGCAAAACUAUGGUUGCCACUUGGAAGGAGGCCACGCACACUGGCAAGUUGUACCUGAAGUACAAGGACUUCGACCCGCUGGAGGGCUCCAUCUGCUGCGGCACGCAGCUGGCGUACAGCCCCUACGGCUUCGUGGGUUGUUGCGGGGGCGGCAUGCUGUCCUUCCUGGGGCGUUGCUUCACCUACGACAAGACCGCGGACGGCUACUUGCGGGGCGAGGGAGUGGCGGGCAUUUUCCUGGAGCUCCAGGAGUACAGCAAAGAGGCCUUUGCCGCUAUGCCUGCCAGCCAGGCGAACCAGGACGGCAAGAGCGCCAGCAUCACGGCGCCCAACGGCCCGUCCCAAGAGAAGUGCAUCAAGGCGUGCUUCCGCGAGGCCAAAUAUUUGCCCUCGGAGGUGGAUUGCUUUGAGACGCACGGCACCGGCACGGCCCUGGGUGAUCCCAUCGAGGUGGGCGCGUUUCGGCGUAUCUACGUGCAGAGCCCACGGGUGCAGCCCUUGCUGGUCACCAGCUCCAAGACGAACCUCGGGCACCUCGAGGGCUGUGCAGGCAUGGCGGGCUUCAUCAAGUGUGCCCUGCAGGUGAUGCGCUGCGAGUGCAGCCCCAACAUCCACCUCCGGGAGAGGAAUCCGCACCUCGAGACCGAAGGAUUCCCGGCUCAGUUCGUGUCGGAGGGCAUGGUCACGCAGUACAACAGCUGCGUCUCUGGAGUCUCUUCCUUUGGCUUCGGCGGCACCAAUGCCCAUGCCAUGGCAUUUGGGCAGAACAUCUGCACCAGCAGAGACGUCACCAGGAAGGACUUCAGGCGAGGUUGGGCAGAUCACCUGGCAAAGUGA
Molecule: messenger RNA, 1968 nt
Organism: Effrenium voratum
Lineage: Eukaryota; Dinophyceae; Suessiales; Symbiodiniaceae
Source: the annotation of a GenBank genome assembly